AAUGGACGCUGUUGCAGGGAGCGUUGUCUUGCCUGGUGACGUACUUGGCGUUGUUUCUGGAGAUGUUCAGCUCAGAUUGGGACCAGGUGUACGUGUAGAGCAUGCCAAGAUUUUAGCGAGUAAGUUUGGUGUCCUACGGUUCAGAAAGCCAAACAUUUAUUGGAUUGAUAUCAACCACAAAAAGUAUGCUCCUUUGGUGAAAGAGCGCGUAAUUGGAGUUGUGAUAGGCAAACCUGGUGACAACUUUCGAGUUGAUAUUGGUUGUAGCCAACCUGGUAUGUUGCCAUAUUUAGCAUUUGAAGGAGCCACGAAAAGAAACAGACCAAAUGUGCAGAUUGGUGACCUGCUGUAUUGUGAAAUUAAUGUUGCCAACAAGGACAUGGAGCCAGAGUUGGUGUGCAUUGAUCACAGUGGCAAGGCUCAUGGAAUGGGAGUUUUGUCUACUGAUGGCUUUAUGUUUCGUUGCUCACUUGGCCUUGCACAGAAACUACUAGCAGAUAAAUGCCCAAUAUUGAAGUUACUGAGCAGUCAUUUUUCGUUUGAGAUUGCAGUUGGGAUGAAUGGAUGUGUGUGGGUGAAAAGCAAGUCUGUUGCAAAUACAAUAAUCAUAUCAAACAUAGUAGAAAACUCUGAAUUUCUCAGUCUUGAUGAGCUAGAAAUGAUGGUCAAUCAGGUAGCAAAAGCAUGA
Messenger RNA from Corticium candelabrum, 688 nucleotides. Its product is annotated as exosome complex component RRP40-like. The record is from RefSeq and is a predicted model, not a curated record. Gene Ontology annotation, cellular component: cytoplasmic exosome (RNase complex); nuclear exosome (RNase complex). NCBI's taxonomy places the organism in Eukaryota, Metazoa, Porifera, Homoscleromorpha, Homosclerophorida, Plakinidae. The transcript has 3 exons. Gene Ontology annotation, molecular function: RNA binding. Gene Ontology annotation, biological process: TRAMP-dependent tRNA surveillance pathway; exonucleolytic trimming to generate mature 3'-end of 5.8S rRNA from tricistronic rRNA transcript (SSU-rRNA, 5.8S rRNA, LSU-rRNA); U4 snRNA 3'-end processing. Bases 2 to 688 code for a protein of 228 amino acids.